Messenger RNA from Coregonus clupeaformis (lake whitefish), 937 nucleotides. RefSeq lists its product as uncharacterized. Bases 347 to 868 code for a protein of 173 amino acids. The transcript is spliced from 5 exons. The record is from RefSeq and is a predicted model, not a curated record. Lineage: Eukaryota; Metazoa; Chordata; Actinopteri; Salmoniformes; Salmonidae.
GGUGCCACCAACCUGCUGUGAACUACAGACGGGUUAGCAAGUCGUACAUUUCCGAGUUUCCUAUAUCCAACUAGCACUUGAACAAGACAACUCCCGGGGGAAAAAAGAAGACUGGUAAAAAUAGUUUUCAACGGUCAUCCAACUCGGAAUUUCAAGUCGGGAAAUCGGGCCUCUUUCUAGAGUUUCAACUUUCCGACCUGAAGAUCCCUGAUGUCAUGAUUUGACUUCGCUUUUUUUGAGUCGCAUGGCAACAGCCCACUGACCCCAUCACCAGCACACACACUGGGCUCACAAAUCGCUCGCGGGCGUCCUGCGGUAACUAUCUAGUCUGAAAAUAACAGUUCCAAUGGAGAUUAGCACAACGGUACAAGAAAGGCCCGCCCAAGCCUAUGGACAAAUGAUGCUUUUUACCGGUCCAGAUGGAAUUGGGGACUACAGGGCAAGAUUGAUCGACUUUCCCCGCUACAUUGGGGUUGGCCCUUUGUCACCUAUGGGUACAAGCGAUUUGAUUUACCUGUGCCGGCCUGCUUACUGCACCCCACCCCCCAUGCCCAAACAGUGCUACAUUGGAGGGGUGGGAUGGGGCAUGCAAUAUCACCAGCUCCUGAACAGCAGGACGCUGCUCAGCAGUAUGCAAAUUAAGAGAGCUGAAUUCCGCUCCGCCCUUGAGGACAGAGUCACCCACAGAUAUCAAAACCCAUGGCACGCACCGCCCCACUUUCUAGAUAAGCAAUCUGUCGGAGCCCGCAGCAAACUUGCAUGGGCACACAACAAGUAUGACAAUUACAGCCAGGACAACAACAUAUAUUUUCUUCUCAACAAGAGAUCUACUCGUUCAGAGAAAAGCUGCAGGUGCCUUACAAAAUGAGUUUCCCUGAAAUAAUUUGGGUGAAGAACGGAAGAUGAUUCAAUGUUGUCCUGAAGACCUGACCAAGUG